AAAAAUGGCGGCUGCGGUGUUUUGAGUUCUAAUUUGAAAUCGUAUCGUUUAUAACAAAAUGCUCGAGCUAAGCGGUGUCUUGGUGACAGAAAAUCUGUUUUAAUGCUUUUAAGGGGGCUCUGGUUUCUUAUCUAUGGGCUCAAAUGAUGUAAUCGCAGUGCAUCAGUCAGUUUUGGGCAGCUGUGUUUGCUCUUCAGCUGAUGUGACUUCCUUGCCAGAUCCAUAUGAUGUUGCAAGAAAUUUGCUGUCAGGCUUUUAUGAUUAUAAAAGACUGAGGCAUAUUCCCUCCAGAGAAUUUAAGCCAUGGUAUGAUGAGAGUACCUUAACCUGUUUGUGCUUCAAGGUACUUCCCCCAAAGUUGACAGUGAUUUCAGAACUGACACCAAACCAAUCAUCAGUUUUAAGGCAAAACUUCUUAUCAACAAGUGACAACUUACUUGACUUUUCACCUGUGUAUUCUGGUAAAUCAGGCUUAAAAAAAGCACAGCUGAAGAAAGGUGAUCAUCAGGGUAGUUGUGAUGACGAAGAGAAGAUUGUGAGCAGAACAUGUAACAAUCCUCCUGCAGAACACCAUAGCCCCUGGAGUAGGGGUGGUAGUGUAGAUUGUUCUAAAUGUGGUAGUGGAAAGAGCAAACUGUUGGAGGAAGCUCUAAAUCCUAUAAAUACCUCAGCCAAAUCAUUGUGGUGUGUCAGUCCUCCACGUAUCAAUUGCAGGAAAGGGAAAGAAAAAGAGACUGUUUUGGAAAAAUUCAAGGAGACAGACCUUCUCCAAGUGAAGCAACAGUAUGGAUUGGAUUAUCAUCAACGAGGAAAAUGGAUUGUUUGUGCCAAAAAAUGUUCCUUAAAAGAGGAGAAUUUCACAAUAAAACAACUUUGGAAGAAAGUAUGCUCAUUGAUCCAAGAAGGUCGUCUUCCUUACUGCAAUGCAAAACUUCAGACAUUGCAAGAUGAGGUGUGGGUGUACUGUGACUUUGAACACUCAUUAAAGGUCAGAAGUACCUUAGAAGAGGCCCUUGGAAAUUUCUUCCUGGAAAUUUCUUUCGUCGUUCAUCCUGUUGGCGUUGUUAUGGAACUAUGAUAAAGAAACUCUAAAGUCGUUUCACCACUUAGCCUGCGUGAAAGCCCGAAAAGAUCGAAAGAGCCGCGUGCAAGAGAGAGCAGACACGCUCCUCUCUCACGCAGGACUACUCUUGUGUGCUAGCCGUCGUAAUCACCAGCAUCGUGUUCCUCUCGCAGAAUCUUUUUACACUUAACAAAAUUUUAAAAUGUUAACAGAACUCAUUAUUGCAUCAAUUACUAACUUGAACUAGCUUACGUUGGUUAUUUAUUCAUUAAAUCUUAGACGCAUUUGCGGCAAUCGCAAUACUUUUCACACGUCACGGCAUCAUCGCUGUUUUUAACGAGUUUUGCAUUAAAUGUAACUGACACAUUACCUUCUACUGAAUACACUAACGCAGAUUUUACAUUAUUUAUAGAUAUACCGGUAUAUUUAUUUACUUGAUUGGAUAUUUGCUAGAUCGAGGCUAUAAAUUAUCAUUGAUUUGCUUGAUCAAUAUACAUGUAUCUGGCUGGUUCCACUUCUGACCAUUAUUGUAAGUGCGUUGUAACUUAGUUAGAUGUUACAAUUCAACAAUGAAUUUAUUUCCUUGUGGAAUAAACUAAGGGAAGAAUUGUCAGAGAG
Pocillopora damicornis (cauliflower coral) is the source of this 1681-nucleotide messenger RNA. RefSeq lists its product as uncharacterized. Gene Ontology annotation, biological process: positive regulation of double-strand break repair via nonhomologous end joining; negative regulation of double-strand break repair via homologous recombination; positive regulation of isotype switching. The record is from RefSeq and is a predicted model, not a curated record. NCBI's taxonomy places the organism in Eukaryota, Metazoa, Cnidaria, Anthozoa, Scleractinia, Pocilloporidae.